AUGAGCACCAUUCAGAAUCUGAAAAACUUCAUUCGCCAUGGCAAACAGGCCCGAAUCGUCGACCCGCCUCGCGAUCAACCCACUACCAACAUCUCUCCCAUACAUGCUCAACAACAAAAGUACCACCACGGCAUCGCCGAACCUGUAAACAGCUAUCGACAGCAACAGCAACAUGCUCAGCCCCUACCUGGUGAAUAUUCCGCCGCUGCCGUCGACAAUCGCAACCUCGUAGCCCAGGCGGCCGGGGCGGCAGUGAAUGCCGCUGGCAAGAACCAGAAGAUCCAGGCCGACAUCGAGGCGAUUGUUGCUGAAGAGAGGGAAAGGGCGAGAAAGAUGCCCCGAUAUCCGGGUCUCGAAAGAUACAUUCUGUUGGAAAAGAUGGGCGACGGUGCAUUUAGCAACGUCUAUAAGGCAAGAGAUACGCAAUCCUGUGACGAGGUUGCGAUCAAAGUCGUCCGGAAGUUCGAAAUGAACUCGAAUCAGCGAGCAAAUAUUCUCAAAGAAGUGCAGAUUAUGCGACAACUAGAUCAUCCUAAUAUCGUCCGACUCAUCGACUUCUCGGAAUCCCGACAAUACUACUAUAUCGUUCUAGAGUUAUGCCCUGGAGGGGAAUUGUUCCAUCAAAUUGUUCGCUUGACAUAUUUUAGCGAAGAUCUCAGCCGUCAUGUCAUUACCCAGGUCGCGAAAGCAUUGCAUUAUUUGCACGAGGAGACUGGUGUCGUCCAUCGUGAUAUCAAACCAGAAAACCUUCUCUUCUAUCCUAUUCCAUUUAUCCCCACUCGCAACCCUAAGCCGAGGGAGCCAGAUGACGAAGACAAGGCUGACGAGGGUGAAUUUAUUCCGGGCGUUGGCGCUGGUGGUAUUGGCCAAAUCAAGAUCGCCGAUUUCGGUCUCUCUAAAGUCGUCUGGGAUUCCCAAACCAUGACCCCCUGUGGCACGGUUGGCUAUACGGCUCCCGAAAUCGUCAAGGACGAGAGAUACAGCAAGUCUGUCGACAUGUGGGCUCUCGGAUGUGUUCUUUAUACCUUACUGUGUGGCUUCCCUCCUUUCUAUGACGAGUCGAUUCAGGUCUUGACCGAAAAGGUCGCCCGCGGACAAUACACGUUUCUAUCUCCAUGGUGGGACGACAUUUCCAAAUCUGCCCAAGACCUCGUCUCGCAUCUGCUCACUGUCAAUCCGGAUAAACGAUACACAAUUGAAGAAUUCCUGGCACAUCCAUGGAUCCGAAAUACAUCCGAACCCACUUACGCCGCGGCGGAUGCUCCACCGUUGGCUACGCCUCUGGCUGUCCGGCAAAAGGAAUGGGCUCAAGCGGGCAAUCUGCCCGCCGAUGUGUAUGCUCUCGGCACCCCUGGUACCCCUGGUGCUGCCAAACGAGCGGAUUUCCGAUCACCUGAUGCUCUCAACCUUCGUGAAGUGUUUGACGUCGGCUAUGCUGUUCACCGACAAGAAGAGGAAGCCAAGAGAAGAAAGAACUUUAAACAAGGAUACCGGGGAGCCGGUCUGCCCGGUGGAUUGAAUCCUCUUAGCGAAGAUGACGACUCUGAUGAGGAUGAAGAUUACGGGGCGGAAGUGUCCAGCAAAGUUCCCAAGGCGCAACAACCCACAGACGUGUCUAGUAUGGAAGCGAAAAUGCGCCAGACUAACCUGGGGACACAGCCUUCGGUAGCUGCACAAGCCAGAGCAGCAGCAGCAGCAGGCCCCCCCAGGAGUCAACAUCAAGGUCAGCAACAAGAAAGAGGCUACGGACAGCAUUCUGCUGCUGUGGCCGCGGCUGUUAAGCAGAGCGUUGGACGGAGGAAUAAGCAACCUUUCGAGCUCAGCUUGGAUAAUUCGACUUUGCUGGGCCGGAGAAACAAGAUGGGUGGAGCUCCGGGGGCACCGCCUUCGAAAUUGCGAGAAGAGUUGAGCGUCAGAUGA
Messenger RNA from Rhinocladiella mackenziei CBS 650.93, 1920 nucleotides. RefSeq lists its product as uncharacterized. The coding region runs from base 1 to 1920 and encodes 639 amino acids. The transcript has 3 exons. NCBI's taxonomy places the organism in Eukaryota, Fungi, Ascomycota, Eurotiomycetes, Chaetothyriales, Herpotrichiellaceae. The record is from RefSeq and is a predicted model, not a curated record. Gene Ontology annotation, biological process: protein phosphorylation. Gene Ontology annotation, molecular function: ATP binding; protein kinase activity.